CGUGAGCAGGCGUGACCCCGCCCCUCCGCUUCCUGCGCGAGCUGCGCCGCUUCACCCGUUUUUUUUUUUUUUCUUUUUUUUUUUCUUACCGCCUUCAAAACUCGCGUGCGUCAUUAACGGCGGCACGUAACGCGGGAGCACCGGUGAGUAGGAGACCGUGAUCACGUCGAGCAGGAGGAAUAUGCGGCGACUGCCUCAGUCCGGCGACGCGCCACUGUCACCAUGGCGACCCCUUUGACCCCUGACCUCUGACCUUCUGCUGAAGAUGGCGACCCAGAGGAGGCACCUGGUGAGGGACUUUAACCGCUACAUCACCUGCUCCGUGUGCCGGGGUUACCUGAUCAAACCCACCGCCGUCACCGAGUGCCUCCACACCUUCUGUAAGAGCUGCAUCGUCCAACAUUUUGAGGAAAGUAACGAGUGUCCUGAAUGCGGCAUUCAAGUCCAUGAAACCAAUCCUCUAGAGAUGCUGAGGUUGGAUAAAACGUUGGAGGAAAUCAUCUUUAAGCUGGUGCCUGGUCUGAGAGAGAAGGAAGAACAACAGGAAAUGGAUUUCUGGAGGAAAAAUAAAUCCAGAGCUAAUGGGGAAGAAGGUCCGAGGGCUAAAAGAUCUCGUGUGAGUGAGGAAGAGGAGGACAGAGAGGAAGGUGAAGGAGGUGAUUAUCACAGGAACGACCCACAGAUCGCCAUCUGCCUCGACUGCCUGAGGAACAACGGCCAAUCAGGAGAGAGCACAGUGAAGGGUCUGAUGAAGAAGUUUAUCCGCUGUUCCACUCGUGUCACCGUCGGUACCAUUAAGAAGUUUCUUUGUGUGAAGCUGAAGUUACCGAGCUCUUAUGAGCUGGAUGUUCUGUGUAACGGGGAGAUCAUGGGGAAGGACCACACCCUGGAAUUCAUCUACCGAACCCGCUGGAGACUGCAGGGCGACACAGAGUACCCCAUGGUUCUCGAGUAUCGUCCUCGCAUCGACUUCGGUUAAAACCCGAACCGAGCUGCAGUGAUGGACAGAUGAAAGAGAGAGAGAGAGAGAGAGAGAGAGGACUAAACAGACAGCAAUGGACACUUCGCUUCUCUCAUUCAACUUCCUCAUCGUUCAUCCAUCACUUAUUCCUGAGUGACAGGUCCUGGCUCCGCCCCCGUCACACACAACUAUUUCUCCACGGAUGGAAAAAAACAUAAAGCACUUCGGAAAUGCACUUCUGGCAAGUUUGGAAAGAAAGCGUGUGCGUGAAUGGCGUCUUCCAUUUUUUAUAUUCCUGAAGACGAAGGAAAGACGGAAAGAUUUGGAAACGUAAAUGAACAAACGUGCCUCUUUUGUACACACACACACACACACACACACACACACACACACACACUGGGGAAAAAAUGAACCUCUUUAAAAAUGCACUUAGUGGAAAGAAAGAUGGCGGCCGAUUUGUUUUGAAACUUUUUUAAACUUUUUUUUUGGAAAAUUUGCUAAUUCUGGUGGUAACAAUGAACAAAAUGGAGCAGCAGCCAGUUAGCAUAACGGACACGCAGUCAUAAGAGUCAUGCUAAAUUGGUUUCUACCAGCUUCCAUUCAUUGUUAGCCGUGUUAGCAUGCCCAGUUAGAGUCACUGGUUUGAAGCUCAUUUCAAUUCUAUGAUUUUUUAUUAUUAUUAUUAUUAUUAUUAUUGUUAUUUCUGAUAUUUAUGAAGCAACUCUCGUCCCAUAUCUGUAAGCUACGUCUACAAUCACGUACUCCACGUAGGGUGCGUCUCAAUCAGCUCGCUAGCUCCCCCGGUGGUGAAUCAGUAGAUCGUGUACGUGAGUUCGGGCACUAGGACCCUGAUCACUACACACUGUGACGCUGACGACUCCAUUUCUGUCACCAUGACGACGUACUCGCGUUGUAAAACGUCACCGCUGGUGUUUAUCACCAACAGGCAGGACCGAUAUCUUUCUGAUGUUAUACGUCGUAUAAAUUUGUUAGCUUAAUCACACGUUUCUGUCACGGUGCUUCAAGCAGGAUCGCAGGCUCGCUAGUGGAUUUAUUUAAAUCAUUAAACACUUAAAAAUCAUUAGAGUCGAACACACUGUAUACAGAACGUCAAAUAAAGUUAAAAAUCACUACCGUAAUAAUCAUCUGAGAGCCACAACAACGAUAACAAUCUACUAACGUUUGUAGACGAAGUUGGCUGAGAGUUCAUCUGCCAUUUUUUCUGAAAAUAUGACGUCAUUUCCUGUAAGCGAACGUAGCGAGCGUCGAUGCUCCCUGGUUUUUGAGGUGCAUUGUGGGAUUUUUUAGGGAGCGAACGUUCCAGUGCACUGGAAGGAUUUUGCGAUUGAGACAGAACUUAAAAUGGCCGCCUCCCUGAUCAGCCUCCCUGAAUACUGAACUAGCGAGCGGAUUGAGACGCAGCCACACUCUUAGUGUACUAGAUAGUCAGCUAUGUAGUGUACAGUGUAUGAAUAUAGUGCGUAAACACACACACACACACACACACACACACACACACGCUCCCAGGCAAGAUUCUUCAACAAUGAUUAUCAAAUAUCUAUGUUUGUAAAAUGAAGUGAAAUCUGGCUUACUUAAUCACAUCAUCAUCAUCAUCAUCAUCAUCAUCGUCAUCAUUAAAUUAACCAGCGGAGAAAAUGGAGAAAAAAAACCCAAAACAAAGUUGUAUUUUUGUAACUCGGUGAUUCACUUGUGUAAUGAUGAGAUUUGAUGUUUUUAUUAAUCAGAGAUGCUGCUGCUGCUGUUUAGAGUAAUUUAUUAUUCUAUUUUCAAAUAUAACUGUGCCCCUUCUCCUCUUUAAAACUGCACGUGACUGCCGUACGUGACGUGAUCUCUUUACUAUUCCAUUACUGUGAAGAUUAAAAACAUGGAAAAUGUCACAUGAUCGUUUCUCUUUUCCUGAAAUAAUAAUAAGCUUUAACAAACUGCUUUUUCGGUUAAUUGUUUGUCGUUGUUAUUAAUUAAACAACGACACAUUGCAUUUGUUUAUCUACUUAUAGUUACAUGUAAUACUCAGUGAAACGAGUUAGUUCCUGUUGUCGCUUACGUUAUAGCAGCUAUAAACACUCGUUCCCUCACCAGUCUCUCUUUAUUCUCUCUCUUCAGGUUAAUAAGACAAAAAAAUCGCAGCUUGUUACGCAUGUUAGCGAGAAACCGCAAAGAAGCGUAAACUCCUCUGUCCUGAAGAUGUCGGAAAUCUUAAAGUUACAGCUUUACCUCUGACUGUUACAAAGCGCUGACACUGGAGACUCCUUCCAUACAUGUUACAUAAACAUCUCCUUACCCUGGAGAAAAGUUCACCUUAUCAACGAUUACACACAAGCUGUUGCUAUAGAAACGAUAACGUAUCAGAACGAGUGCAUUAAUAUAAACCUGCGCUACUGUCAGAGCUGCUGUUCUAGAGAAUUAAUCAACACCUUCUGACCAAUCAGGAUCCAGAACUCAAAGUGCUGUGGUAUAAAAAUGAACUAACUUGUUUCAUGGAUGUUACACAACAUUAAAAUUAACUAUAAAUGGUUAAAAAAAAUAUGACGUGUUGCUGUUUAAUAAAUAAAAAAUUGUAAUUGUUGGUAAACUGCUGUGGUGUAAGAGGAAUAAAACACUUGGGGACGUGCUGUCACUCAGAAUUUUACUGUAACACACACAC
This is a messenger RNA of Pangasianodon hypophthalmus (striped catfish), 3626 nucleotides long. It is a transcript of the gene pcgf5a, whose product is annotated as polycomb group ring finger 5a. Gene Ontology annotation, cellular component: PRC1 complex. Gene Ontology annotation, biological process: regulation of transcription by RNA polymerase II. The record is from RefSeq and is a predicted model, not a curated record. The coding region runs from base 266 to 979 and encodes 237 amino acids. The transcript has 9 exons. Lineage: Eukaryota; Metazoa; Chordata; Actinopteri; Siluriformes; Pangasiidae.